ACAGGCAGCCCAUCUUUGUUCUCUGAUCACUUGAGAAUGUCAGGACGCGGCAAAGGAGGUAAGGGUCUGGGGAAAGGGGGUGCCAAGCGCCAUCGCAAAGUGCUGCGCGACAACAUCCAGGGCAUUACCAAGCCAGCCAUCCGGCGCCUUGCUCGCCGCGGCGGCGUGAAGCGCAUCUCCGGACUCAUCUAUGAGGAGACCCGCGGGGUGCUGAAGGUCUUCCUGGAGAACGUGAUCCGGGACGCCGUGACCUACACGGAGCACGCCAAGCGCAAGACGGUCACCGCCAUGGACGUAGUCUAUGCGCUGAAGCGCCAGGGCCGCACCCUUUAUGGCUUCGGCGGCUAAACGGCAUUUUGAAGCCCUGUCGUUCUCUAAAAAGGCCCUUUUUAGGGCCCCUAA
Molecule: messenger RNA, 402 nt
Organism: Chlorocebus sabaeus (green monkey)
Lineage: Eukaryota; Metazoa; Chordata; Mammalia; Primates; Cercopithecidae
Gene: H4C9
Product: H4 clustered histone 9
Cellular component (GO): nucleosome
Molecular function (GO): DNA binding; structural constituent of chromatin; protein heterodimerization activity
Source: RefSeq, a predicted model, not a curated record